Molecule: messenger RNA, 1326 nt
Organism: Orbilia oligospora ATCC 24927
Lineage: Eukaryota; Fungi; Ascomycota; Orbiliomycetes; Orbiliales; Orbiliaceae
Exons: 4
Coding region: 1-1326 (441 amino acids)
Cellular component (GO): membrane
Source: RefSeq, a predicted model, not a curated record
AUGACCUCGCUCGCCCGCCCUACCACUCGGGCACUCGCCUACCCUACACAGCCUUACCUCUUAGCUGCCGCGACGAGAGCUGCUUCUCUUUCAACAGCUAGAAAGUUGGCCAUUUCCAACUAUCCUUCUCGACCUCAGGCAUCCCCCCCCACGUUAAAGUCUUCCCCGACUGCUUCGCUACAUGGAUCGAACAAAAAUUUAGCAACAUCUCGGAAUGCGUCCUCUUAUGUGGCCGGUGGCAGCAGCCUCGGUUCCUCAUCUUACUUUACCGCGCCUAGCCUUCCCGCCAAUACUAUCAUCCGAUUUGUGCCUCAGCAAACAGCGUGGGUUGUAGAACGUAUGGGGAAAUUUCACAGAAUUCUCGAACCUGGUCUAGCGAUAUUAAUCCCGAUCAUCGACAAGAUCAAGUACGUUAAGACGUUGAAAGAAGUCGCAAUCGGAAUUCCAUCUCAGUCAGCUAUUACAGCAGACAACGUUACUCUAGAACUCGACGGUGUUCUAUAUAUCCGUAUUUUCGAUGCCUACAAAGCUUCAUAUGGGGUUGAAGAUGCUGAAUACGCUAUCUCCCAGCUCGCACAAACGACUAUGCGUUCGGAAAUUGGCCAAUUGACCCUCGAUCACGUUCUAAAGGAACGUGCCAACCUUAAUACCAAUAUUACUAUGGCGAUUAACGAGGCCUCACAGGAUUGGGGCGUUAAAGUGCUAAGAUACGAAAUCAGAGAUAUACAUGCCCCCGAGGCUGUAUUGCACGCCAUGCACCGACAGGUUUCGGCGGAAAGAUCGAAGAGAGCAGAAAUAUUAGAGUCUGAAGGUCAGAGGCAGGCGGCCAUCAACAUUGCAGAGGGAAGGAAGCAGAGUGUUAUUCUCGCCUCCGAAGCCUUGAAGGCGGAGCAGAUCAACAGAGCAGCUGGUGAGGCCGAAGCUAUCCGAUUAAGAGCAGAGGCUACAGCGCUUGGGAUAGAAAAGGUUGCGGCUUCGAUCCAGGCCGGCGCGGAUAGCGCUCAAAACGCCAUCAGCUUGUCGGUUGCGGAGAAGUACGUCGACGCAUUCAGCAAGUUGGCCAAGGAGAGCAAUACUAUCAUCAUCCCAAGUCAGAUGGGAGAUGUUGGGGGGAUGAUCGCUGGCGCUAUGGGAAUCUACGGCAAAAUUUCGGAACAACAAUCCAGGAACCAGGUCAUCCUGGAUACGAGUGUUGUUGAGGAGAAUCUGAACCAAAAGUGGAGAGAGAACUACGAUAAGAAAAGGAAGGAGACAAGCUUCAAGGACGCCUUAUUAGAGGAAUUUGACUCCGCGAAGGAUAAAGAUAAGGAGAAGAAGAGAAAGUAA